Molecule: messenger RNA, 378 nt
Organism: Mytilinidion resinicola
Lineage: Eukaryota; Fungi; Ascomycota; Dothideomycetes; Mytilinidiales; Mytilinidiaceae
Exons: 1
Coding region: 1-378 (125 amino acids)
Source: RefSeq, a predicted model, not a curated record
AUGGUCCUCCGACAACUCGGAACCGCGCAUGCUGGAAACGAGAACCAGGAGAACAAUCGACCAAAAGGACGUAUUCAAAUCAUUUCUCAAGGAUUGAACCCUCCAGGAACGCUCCGGACAACACACGUAGGCACGCUCUCGCUGAACGCGCACACCGACUCGUCUAUCUCAGUCACAAAUCUCGGCGGAGGUCAGCAGAUAACCAUGGACAACCGCAAGCACCCAAGUUCAAUCCAGCAGCUGGAGAAGCUCGGUGAAGGCACUUAUGCGUCCCUGACCAGCGUCAACAAUCUGAUGAUUAUUGUUGUGUCAUCGCAACCAGGUCGCAAUCGUGCUCCAUGUUUUUGCUGCAAGGCUAGACGGAUAACACUCGGAUAA